GCAGGCGGAAGUUGUGAGCAAUCAUCUGAUACAGAGAGAGAGGAGAGAUCAAGUGAUUCGGCUGCCACAUGCAACAUGGCUUCCUGGUGGGUUUGGCCAGCGAUAUGGAUGUACUUGUUGGCUCUGCUGCCCGGAGCGCAGGCUUUGGACGGAGGGGACGCGGUGGCACUGCUGCUGGGGUUGGCUCUCAGUGUGGUAGGAGUCUGUGCGUGUCUGGGCUGGUACUCUCGGAAGAGAAACGCGCAACUCUGAGAGCGGGGCAAGGAAGGAGGAAAGAAGCCAGAGUCUUUCCAAAGCAGCAACAAGCAAAGGGUUCCCCCCCCGGUCGCGAAAGCCUUAUUAUCCUCAGAGAUACAAUAAUCCUUCGGAGAGAGAGGGAGGUCACGCCGGAACAGACGAGACACGUCUUCUUGGGUCUUACAGACUUUUUUUGCACCAGCGCCGUGAGAAGUUGCCUGUAUGAUUGCGCCUGUCGGUGCGAUGCUGAGCCCCUCGCACACACAUAUACACACCUUGUGUCUUCCCCAGGACCACCACCUGCCCAUUGAGGAGCAUCCAACUCCAUCCUCUUCGGAACCACAGCGUGCGUGGGAAGGCUGCGCUAACCAAGUUUUACAACCCUCGGGACGUUUCUUAAAAGCUUCAGUGAAAUUGUAUUUUAAUUAUUUCCCCACCCAAAAAGGAAUCACACGCCGAUUUUUGGAGCGCCAAACCCAAAAUGAAACAUGGAAGUUGAAGUUAACGUGCUCGCUUUCUCCCGGUCCGCACUCUGAUGCAAACGUUGUCAUGUUUCUGAGCAAUUGUGACACUCCUCUCCCUCCGUUGUUGCACCAAAUCGUUAAAGUAACUUAUUUCAGGCGGUAGACUUUUGUUUUAGGUUUUGGUUUAAUUUUUUCCAUCCUUCUGUUCCUGAAUUCGUCUUCGCUUGAUUAUUGCCACCUAGCGUCGUUUCCCUUUGAAAGGGAUGUUCGUCAUAAAUGCAGUUCCUUGUUGGUGUUCUCUAAACAUUUACCCUACAUCACCCUCUGGACUUCUCACCGGCUAAUGUAAGGAAGACAUUUGGUUCAUCCAGCAAACUAAUACAAUGACUGGGAAAUGUUAAUGUGUGAUUUGUAUCAAUUUGGAUUUUCAUAAGGACAUCAUAAUAAAUAACUUUUGAUGUCUUUUGAUUUGUGCAAAAUGAAUUUUAAAAGUUAUAAUUUAUUUAUUGACUGGUAUAACACACAGUAGUCUUAGUCUGUGUUCAAUAACUGCAAGUUAAAAAUUAACACCACUUUAUAGCAUCUUUCUACAGUUGGGUUGCUUCAGUAGAUCAUAAUUGCCAGAAUGAAAAUCAAAGCCUUUGUACAUUUGAGAUCAUUUUCAGUUUUGUUUGUCUCCAUUCCUAGUAGUAGUUUGUUCACUUGCUUAGAUGAAAUAGUGAGGGUUGGUUUAGCUCAGUUGAUUGGAUGCUUGGUUUGCAAACUAGUGCAAUGCCAACAGUGUAGGUUCAAUUCCAGCACCAGCUGAAGUUACCACAAAGGACUCUCUUUCUCAACCUCUCUCCUCACCUGAAGGAUGGUGGCCCUCAGAUUUAAUCACCACAAGUCAUCUCUCUCUCUCUAAUGAUCUGGUAAGACUAUGGCAACAGAAUUUUU
Rhincodon typus (whale shark) is the source of this 1637-nucleotide messenger RNA. Its product is annotated as small integral membrane protein 30-like. The transcript has a single exon. Bases 76 to 252 code for a protein of 58 amino acids. NCBI's taxonomy places the organism in Eukaryota, Metazoa, Chordata, Chondrichthyes, Orectolobiformes, Rhincodontidae. The record is from RefSeq and is a predicted model, not a curated record.